GCCGAAACCCAGGGGUCAUGCAGCCUCACUCGCCGCCGAAGAUCUCUCGCGCGAACAACCCGCGCCAUCCGCGAGAAGAGGACUAGCGGCAAGCCGACUCCCUGGGGAGACAACGAGACCAGCUCCGCUGUAAGAAGACGGGAGAAGGAUGGGCGGCGGAGGAUGGCUGGGUGGGUGGUUACAACGAUGCAGGGAGUCACGACGACUCGUCCUGGUGAUCGUCGCCAUCGCCCUUCUCCUCGACAACAUGCUCCUCACCACUGUAGUACCCAUAAUCCCCGAAUUCCUCUACGACAUCCGGCACCCGAACGCAACCCUUAGUGAACAUCUUGAAGGAGCAACACAGCACACGACAACGACAACGACAACAACCCCGUUUCCUGCACCAAAAUGCCAGUGUCCAAAUAACGGAUCGAACAACGCCCUAGAGUUUCUGGUCACAAGCACGACACCUGCAGAUAUUAUUGGUAACAUGACUAACGCGACCUCACUAAAGGACAGAGAGAACGAACAGCGUCACAAGGAACUUCUGGAAGAAACCGUUGCCGUUGGGAUGAUGUUCGCCUCUAAGGCUUUCGUACAACUCCUUGCUAACCCCAUCGUCGGUCCACUUACACACAAAAUCGGAUACAGCAUUCCAAUGUUCACCGGUUUCAUCAUCAUGUUUCUCUCUACUCUGAUAUUCGCAUUCGGACGAAGUUACAGCGUCCUGUUUUUGGCUCGCGCACUUCAGGGCAUAGGUUCAUCUUGUUCGAGUGUUUCAGGCAUGGGCAUGCUGGCUGAAAGGUACCAAGACGACAAAGAGAGGGGAAACGCAAUGGGCAUAGCUCUGGGGGGUCUCGCCCUCGGAGUGCUGAUCGGCCCACCCUUCGGCGGCGUGAUGUACGAAUUUGUCGGAAAGUCUGCCCCGUUUCUCGUCCUCUCUGCACUGGCCCUUGGCGACGGUUUGUUGCAGCUCCUCAUGCUGCAGCCAUCGGUCGUCUACACCGAAGCCGAUCCACCAUCCCUUAAAGCCCUCGUCACUGACCCUUACAUCAUUAUCGCAGCAGGCGCAAUCACAUUCGCGAACAUGGGUAUCGCUAUGCUAGAGCCGAGUCUGCCAAUAUGGAUGAUGGACACGAUGGGAGCGAGUCGUUGGAAACAAGGCGCAACGUUUCUUCCUGCCAGCAUAAGUUAUCUAAUUGGAACUAAUCUCUUUGGACCUCUAGCGCAUAAAAUGGGCAGAUGGCUCGCCUCAAUGAUCGGACUCGUUGUUAUCGGAGUGUGUUUGAUGUGCAUCCCAUUAGCCACGAAAAUUGACCAUCUGAUAGUCCCAAAUGCGGGUUUGGGAUUCGCUAUUGGGAUGGUUGACAGCUCGAUGAUGCCGGAACUCGGCUACCUUGUUGACAUCCGGCACUCGGCCGUUUAUGGAAGCGUUUACGCUAUUGGCGACGUCGCAUUUUGCCUGGGAUUUGCUAUCGGACCGGCAUUGAGCGGGACGUUAGUAAAUACGAUAGGAUUCGAAUGGAUGCUGUUCGGUAUUGCUAUACUGAAUUUCUUGUAUGCUCCUCUCAUGUACUUCCUGCGAGCACCGCCGACGAAAGAAGAAAAGAAGUCUUUAAUUAUUGGUGAAAAAUCUUCCGUACGAUACGUAACUUACCAGAACGAAGAGGAUGGCGAACAAUAGGUUAGUAGUAAAUUAUUACACGAAUAUUGAUCUUGGUAUAUGUAUUAAGAACCGGCCUCGAUCGAUUCGACUAUGACUGUUAUAAUUAUUUCGUAUACAUCAACGAUGAUUUACCGUGAGUUUCAUGCACAUGGAAUGGAUAUAGGUACGUUGCAUAUUUAUGAAAUUAGCAAAUUUUUUUUCUUUUGAUUCGUUUCGUUUGAUGUUCAUUUCGAAGUCUGAUUCGAAAAAAGAUUCUAUACGCUUUCUCCGCAUCAAAUUAUACCUUCAUAUUUAUAUAUAAUUGAUAAUAAAGGUUUACAUUAUGUAUGCAGUUUCAGCAAUUCAAAUAUUACAUGAGUUGUAGUAUUGAUAAAUACUAAAGCUGUAGUUGAUUAGAUACUUAAGUAGCGGAAAUAUUCGGGGUAGAAUAGCUGUAGGCUAUAAUAAUGUGUUUACAAUAGUGUAAGUACAAUAUUCAAAACAAAAACGGUGCAAUAUAUACAAGGCAUUAUACUCCACGCACGGUUUACUAAAUUUUAAGAGAGAUGACAUUAAAAUUUUAGAUGACACGAUCACGAUAUACUUGUAUUAAAGCAUACAUGAGAUACAUAAAUUAAUAACAAUCUAUUAUAGAGGAAGCUUCUCGUAAAAAUAGAUUACAUAUGCAUGGGGUAAAAACAUAUAUCGCUGUAUAUCGUUACGAUUUAGAGGGUACAUGUGAUGAAUCGUAGAAAAAAAAACAAGGAUUUCGAACUCGAAUGUUGUAAAACUCCACAAAAAAAGUAAAAAAAUUAAAAAAUGUUGAAAUACAAAAAAAAAAGACAGCAAAUCUUAUGCAGUAGUUGAGUAAUAAUCGUUGUUGUAAUUCAAGAUUACAAUAUAUACUACUAUAAUUAAAAAUCAGGACGGCAAACAUGAAAUGGACGUAACCACAAGCAAAAUUUAUUAUUCCGGCACAAAUCCUUAUGUUUGCUAAUUAUUUACGAGGUGAAAGUUUUUCGUUUAUUCAAAAUUUGCAAAAAUAAAAGAGGCACCGCCCAGCGUGGAUUCCUUGAAUGGCUGCAAGGAAACCGGGCGAUACACAAGCAGCUGGGUAUUAUGAAGAGUCCUCAAAAUUCUACGAUUAUAAAAUCGUUCGUGUAAUUGGUGUGAGAAUCAAAAUGAUAAAAAGACGAAAUCGAAAAAUACAACCCUCUGAAUAAGUGGCAACGAAUAUUGGAUUCGCAAGUGAUCCGGAAGCAGCGAGUACUUAUCGGUCAUGAGGAAUUAAUUUUUUCCCUUUUUUUCAAUCGCACAGCAUGACGAAAAGGCUCGACGAAUUUUCGAAUAUUUCGAGUUUUACGGAUGAAGAAGUAAUAAAAAUGUAUUUGCGGCGCAAACUGUCGCGAUUGUCGGUGCUAGCUCGACGGGUUUGUGGGAAAGAAAAGAUUGCAGGUCUCGGAUAAAACGCAAUAGUUAUGGCUCCGUAGAACGUUCGUAGAAGCAAUACAUCAUAUUAUACGUAAUACUGUAUAAUACAUGAGUAUUCGUUAGCUAAUACAUAUAUAUAUAUAUCUAUAUGUAUAACUUAGAAAAAUUACGAUCUCUGUUCAAUGUCUGUUCUGUAUUUGAGUCAUUGAACUUGAAUAUGAUGCAAGACUUACCGCAGUACUUAAUUGAUUAAUUAGAUUGCGUUGUUAAGUCCAAGAAGGAAAAUUAUUGUUUCCCAUAUAAUCGCAGAAAAAUUUGUGUCGAGAUCCUAAGCUACUACAAGUACCAGUUGCAUGCGUUAUACCUAUAUUAAAUAUUACAUAUAUAUAUAUGUAUACUAUAAAUGUGUGUAUUCAUUGAACGUGCAGAUUUAGGAAUAGAAAGUUGUCUAUAUAAUACACGACAAACAUCUCAUCUAUGAUAAUAUACUCGCGUGUCAUAGAUAUACGUAUAUAUGUUUAUGAUCGUUCGGUGUGUUAAAAAAACUAUUCUUAGUGCAAAACUGCGCGCUGACAUUCCAUAUAUGUAGCUGCACCGUGUAUAACGGAUGUUUAAAUAUUUGUCUAUGCUUAUCCGCGUAAUAUUAUAUACAGGUAUAUAUUCCACGUAUAAUGAGAAUCAAAUUAUCGUGAAUCUGUGUCUACGAGCUUAAUAAUAAUAUCUGUGCAAGUCUCGAGUAUAACGAAAAGUUAUUAUGCGUGUUUAAAAGGAAUUAUUCGUGUUGUGUAGUCACAAGGGGCCAGUCGGAGGGAUUAGACAAUGUUGAAUUACGACACCGGAGACUAUCGGCUAGUACGCACAUCCGUGUUUGCGCUGCAUUCGUUUGGAAAAUCAAACGGGGUCGCUUUGCGCGGCUACUCCCAAGUACGAUAACGCGAGUCAAUUUAGUUCGAGGUUUCGUGGAGCCUGGUCUGAUCAUCGAAGAAAUUUGCAUGCACGCUUUUAAAAUCCAAAAUAGCGAAUCAUUCGCACCUGGCACAAUGAGCUUGGCUCGGCUCGGAGCGGCUGUUUAUUGUAUAAUUAUACCCAAGGUGAUGAUGUAUUCACAGUAAAGAUACUCCGUAGAUCGUCUACGUAUACAUAUAUACGUUACCAAAUUGAUCAUACUAUAUUUUUGACGAUGUAUCAUAUAAUCAGAUCACUGCUGCUGAGAUACCUUUAGAAAUGUUCUUAUCUAAAUAUAUUCUUCUCCAUCUUCUUCUUUCAUUUCCGCAUUAUCUACACUACUUUUCCAUGCGGAUACUCGUUCAUAAAUUAUAAUUUUUUACAACAUGCUUCAUCGAUACGUAGUGUAUUUUCAUUUGUACAUUGUCCGUGUUAAUCGACAAAAAUUAUGCAAAAAUUACGUUUCCAAAGAUUUUUUUUAACAAUAAUUUUUUUCACAUUACUGCUACGUUGCGAAUGCUUAGUUUAUUAUACACAUAUACGUUUAUCAUUCAUUGCUACCUAACGGAAAGGAAGAAAUUAUAUCAUUCCGUAAAGUGAAUUAUAUAUUAUACUGAUGCGGCAAUAAAUUAAUAUGUUGCCAUCGCUAGAUAUUCGAAUUGCCGAUGCAAUCAAAUGGUACAAGGCCCUGUAUAGAAAGACGAGUUGUAGCGGGCAGUUGAAAAGACAACGAACGUAUUUAUAUAUAUAUAUAUAUAUAACCCUAUACUAUGAUUUUUAGUGUAACCUAAUUGUGUAUGCGUGAUAAAUUAUUGUGUUUGAUCUGGAAAAGAAUGUCCUUCAUGUGCAGCAGUAGCCAGCGUUAUGUUCAUUUCCGAGUUAUAAGGGUUAAAGAAAAAAAGAAAAAAUAAUCAAGGAAAUAACUAACAAAUUUUUGGAGUAACGCGCGUGCACUAGUUGUAUAAAUAAGUAAAAUUAAUCAUAAAUCCGUACGUAUAAUAGGUACAUUAUGAUACCUGGAUAUACAUACUAUAACUGUACUAAUAAUUAGCGAUUAAAAAUUUACCCGUUCCGUCGCAGUAUGUAUGUAUUCGCUUCCCGGCGCUGUUAAUUAUUCUUUCAUCUCUUUAUGGAACCAUCGCAUUUUUUUGCGAGGUAUACAAGAGAAAAUUUAGAAUUUAAUCAUCGAAUGUUAUGAAUUUUUAUUUAUUUAUUUAUUUUUUUUCACUCUCUUUUGGAAAAGAAAAUUUCCGUAUGUCAUUUAUACCUCGACGUAAAUUAUGUACAUACCACUUGCAAUUUUAUUGAAAUUUACGUUCGGUUACCAAUUCAUAAUGCAGAUAGAAAUACUCACCAAUUGAUAUUGGACAAACUUUACUAAUAAUACUCUCGUGAUUAUCGACGAAGUUGUUUUUUUUUUUCUUUAAUUUUCACCUACUUACGCACAUGAUAAAGUACAGGAUGAAUUGUUCGAUCAUUUUUGAUCCCGAGUAUUUUUUUCGUUUAAUAGAAGUGGAAGUAACUCGUUGAGGGCUGCUAUUGUGAACCGACAAUAAGCAAAAAAAAAAAAGCACAACUCCUUGUAACUAAAAUUUGGGAGGAUAUUUCGCCACUUUGCUUGAAAAAAAACGAUAAUAAUGUAAUGAUUACUUGUUUCAAUUGCGACUGUUACACGUUACGCCUGAUUUGUUUUAUUUUAUGCCUCUGUUUGUAAUUAGUUUUUCGUUCCAAAGCCGCAAGGCAGUUUUGAGUAACCGUCGCCUAUCGUUUGCCGUAAUUCAUAUCGCGUGAAUAAAUUAUUAAUCGUAUAUUAUAUUGUAAUAUUUAACCAGCUGGUGUAUGGGUCCGAUUUUUGCCUGUGUAAUAAAUAAAGGCGUGUUCUUAAAAGAUUAUGUAUAUUCAUCGAAUUAUUUCGAAUCAUGUACAGCGUUUAAAAUAUCAUGUCAUAAUAUUCUAUUCAUGUAGAGCAUCGAAAAUUACACCAGCUCCGAGCUCUGCCAAAUCCGCUUGAUGUGAAAUUGUUAUAUUUAUUGACAACAACCUUCAAACGAUUGGCGAUCUCUUAUCGUUAAAAUUAUAAUACAUGAUAUUAUAUUUAUAGUAACCAACUACCUUGAUAAAACUGUAUAACGAUGUAUAGAUAUGAUGUGUAUAAUAGAUCAUUUUACGACGGGUAUCACCUUGCAUGGGAACUCUAUGUAUAAUGUAUAUUGUUACCAGUAUUAUUGUUAGAUAUUGUUUCCAUUCUCAUUGUUAGAAUAAUCAUUGUUGCAAGAGUAUUUAUGAAUAUCGUCUGCUUUGAAAUGUUGAAAACUGUAAGCAUAUUCGUGAUAUAACGAAAUAUGCGGCGACACUGUGUACUGGAAAUGAUGAAUGAUAAAACUGCAGAUCGAAAAAUUAUAUAAAAUAAAGUAAAAUAAUCAGAGCAACUAAUCUCUAAUCACGUGAAUACGAUGUGUACCGAAGUUUAAUGUAUAUGUAUGUCACGUAUGUAUAUCUACAUAUAUAUAUGAGAAAUGUGCUGAAGCAAAUAAAUCAAUAUAAACCACA
This is a messenger RNA of Neodiprion virginianus, 6553 nucleotides long. It is a transcript of the gene Vmat, whose product is annotated as synaptic vesicular amine transporter. Gene Ontology annotation, biological process: transmembrane transport; aminergic neurotransmitter loading into synaptic vesicle. The coding region runs from base 149 to 1666 and encodes 505 amino acids. Gene Ontology annotation, cellular component: terminal bouton; synaptic vesicle membrane. The transcript has 12 exons. Gene Ontology annotation, molecular function: serotonin:sodium:chloride symporter activity. Lineage: Eukaryota; Metazoa; Arthropoda; Insecta; Hymenoptera; Diprionidae. The record is from RefSeq and is a predicted model, not a curated record.